Phyllopteryx taeniolatus (common seadragon) is the source of this 2076-nucleotide messenger RNA. RefSeq names its product organic cation/carnitine transporter 2-like. Bases 150 to 1874 code for a protein of 574 amino acids. The transcript is spliced from 11 exons. Gene Ontology annotation, cellular component: membrane. Gene Ontology annotation, molecular function: transmembrane transporter activity. Gene Ontology annotation, biological process: transmembrane transport. The record is from RefSeq and is a predicted model, not a curated record. NCBI's taxonomy places the organism in Eukaryota, Metazoa, Chordata, Actinopteri, Syngnathiformes, Syngnathidae.
AGACAGACUCUCCUUACCAGGACAUACUUUUCAUUCUAUACGAUUUCAAAGUGAAGAACAAAUGUUUAUUUUUUUGUAAACUUCCAUGUUGACGUGUAGUUUAGCACUUGUACUAGUAAAUUGCGCAGUACGUAUAUAAGGGGUCCGCAAUGCAGAACUACGAGGACUCUGUGUCCUUUCUGGGGUCCUGGGGUCCCUUCCAGAGGAGAGUGAUCUUCCAGCUGUGCCUGGCCGCCAUCCCCUCGGGAUACAACAUACUAUCUAGCCUCUAUCUGUUGGCCGUGCCCCCCCACACUUGCCGGAUCCCCACCGGCAACCUUAGCCAGGAAUGGACGGAGGCCGCCAUCCCCCAACAGCUGGUUGCCGGACAAGUGGAGCAGAGUAGCUGCAGCCGGUUUCAGCUUAGCCUCAUCCAGAACCUCAGCACCUUGAACCUGAACCUUAGCACACUGGGAACCACCUGGAACCAGAGGCUGAGCCCGCUUGGAUCCGGAUCAGGUCCACUACUCUCCAGCCUGAAGCAGGAGGAUUGUAAGGACGGUUGGACCUUCAGCACGGAACACUACCAGUCCACCGUGGUCACUGAGUUCAAUCUGGUGUGUGAGGACCAGUGGAAACCGCCUCUAAGCACGCUGGCCUACUUCCUGGGCGGACUGUGCGGGUGCUUUAUCUCGGGUCAGCUCUCCGACAGGUUCGGCAGGAAACCGGUUCUGCUGAGUUCCAUCGCCCUGCUCAGCAUUUUCAGCAGCGUCCUGGCUUUGGCACCGUCCUGGGAGCUCUUCACUGUGCUCUUCUUCAUAGCCGGCCUCGGACAAAUCAGCUGCUACGUUGUGGUCUUUGUUCUCGGCUCAGAGAUUCUGACGGGUCCAACCAGAGUAUUGUUCUCCAAUCUGUGUUUGCCCUUCGCUUAUGUGUUUGGCAUGCUGCUGUUGCCCGGUACUGCCUACCUGGUCCGGAACUGGCGCCCCUUGGCACUGAUCCUGGCACUCCCUGGUCUGGCCUGUGUGCCGCUCUGGUGGCUCCUUCCAGAAUCUCCUCGCUGGUUGGUAUCUCAUGGACGUCUGAGGCAAGCCGAAGUUUUGCUAAGCUCUGCUGCUCUGGAGAACUGUGUGGGAGCUCCGGAAGUCAUCUUCAAAACCAACAAGGUCGGGAAUCAGUCACUCAACCAGUCGGAAUCAUUGAAUUUUGUGGACCUGGUGCAGACGAGGAAUGUUCGUCACAUGUCGCUGAUCCUGUGGAUCAUCUGGUUCUCGCUGAACCUCAGCUCCUUUGGCGUGUCGUUCAACAUGUCGUCUCUGCCUGGAAACCCCUUUGUGAACUACUUCCUAGUGUUGGCCAUUGAGGUUCCUGCUUACACUGCUGGCUGGCUGGCAACUCGUCGUCUUCCUCGUCGUCUAUCUUUUAUCGCCUUCUCAGUGCUCGGGGCGCUAGCGCUGCUCCUGGUCCAGAUCACUUUGCAGGCUCAUCCAGACCUGACCCUGUCCCUGGUCCUGCUGGGGAGGUUUGGGAUUCAGGCCGGUCUGAGCAUUUUAUACACGUACAGUGGAGAACUGUACCCCACCGUGAUCCGGAACACAGCCCUGUCAUCUUGUGCCACGUUCUCACGACUCGGAUCUGCAGUGUCGCCCUACAUCCUAGAAAUGGGCGUGUGGUACGAGUUGCUGCCGUGGAUCCUGGUGGGUUCCUUGUCUGUGUUUGGAGUUGUGCUCAGCAUCUUCCUGCCUGAGACCUUCACACACCCGCUCCCCGACACCAUCCAGCAGAUGGCCACCAUGCGCAAGUGGCCAUGCUCGUCUUCUACUGCAGACCGUGAUAGGAAACCCCCUGAAGACCAAACAACAGGACCACAGGUCAUCUGGACAGCUCACUUUUAGUGUUAAAAGCAGAAGUGGGUAGAGUAGCCAAAUAUUGUACUCAAGUAAGAGUACUGUUACUUUAGAAUAAUAUGACUCAAUUAAAAGUAAAUAGUCCUCCAAAUAAUUAAUUAGUAAGAGUAAGAAAGUACUGAGUAACUUCAGAUUUUUUAUUUUUAAAUUAGAGCAUGGAGGUAAAAUAAAAUAUGAAUGUGCAAAUUCA